Linnemannia hyalina is the source of this 1476-nucleotide messenger RNA. The record is from the annotation of a GenBank genome assembly. NCBI's taxonomy places the organism in Eukaryota, Fungi, Mortierellomycota, Mortierellomycetes, Mortierellales, Mortierellaceae.
AUGACCGUUGACACAACUUCAACCACAAGGAGAAUACCACCAAACCCUGCUGUGCCCACUCCAUCUCAAUCAACCUCUGCCUCCUCAUCCAUUUUUCUUCGCAAAAAGAAGCCAACCGUUGCACACACAGGCAGCCGCCCGCUCCUUCGACCCUUCACCAACACCGCCAUCGACUACAACAACCCCGGAAAGUUCGACCCAGUCCCAGUCAAACCAACAGCGCGCGGCACUGCCAUCAGCACUCCAGGAUCCACGCCCUCCUCAGGCUCAGGCUCACCCAUUAUCACUGCAAGCUCGGUCAUCAACCCAACUACACCUUUCACUUUCGACAACCAUACGUCAGAAAGCAAUGCUAACCUAACAGCGACGUCGGGAAAGAGCACAAAGACUCUUCGGGAGAGCCCUAGCCAAUCCUUCCGCAAGCGCGCUGGAAGCUUUGAUCCCCCAGCUAGCAGCCAAACCAAUGAAGAGGGGCUUACCAUUCUCAGGAUCAAGCGCAGAAGGAAUGAGGAGCCAUUGGACACUCUUGUUGUACAGGAGCAACUGGAAAAGUUGGCAGGAAAGAAGCAACGGAAGACUGAGGAUGAGGGUCAGCGGGAGAAAGAGAACACAGCUGCAGGACUAAUGCCACUUCCAAAGGCAGCGCCGGCGGUUUUCAGAUUGGCAACCACGGUCAAGAAGGAGCUCUUCAAGGACCCAACUCAGUCGAGCAAACUCAGGGAAAAAAUCACGAAUAUGGCAGAGUCAUCGCCCCGACCAAGAUCCCGAUUGAUGGAUCGCCACACUGUCGACUUCGAUGAGCGCGUUCAGGAGAGACGAGGCGAGCUGGCAGAGACAAAACGACAGGAAGCACGCACAGCUCGCUACAGAGUCAUCAACCAGAAUCGCUCCGGAUACUCAACCCCUAAUACCAAACUUCCUCCCAAAGUCAAGUCGUCCCAAGAGGUUGCGGCUGAGGCGCAGUUGGAUAUGUUCAAGAUGUACGACGCCGUUAAGGAGGAUGAGCCCAAGACCAAGAAGCAACUUGCUCAGGAAGCAGAGGAGGCUGAUAUUAUGUGCAACUUUCUGCCCAUGGUUCGCGAAUACUUGACAAUCUCGGACAACAAGGCUGACCCCAAGAUAUCUGUGGAUGAAGCUGCAGCCAGUGGACGACUUUCAUCGGCAUCAAACAGAAGAGACGAAGCUGGAGGAGCUUCUGACUCUGAGGACGAAUAUGUCUAUGACAUUUACUAUCGUGAUAUUAAUGCUGACCACGCCAAAGAGUCUCAGCACCGUGCCAUUGGAUCCUUGCUUUGGUUCAGCGACGACGAGAACAAUUUUAUGAACGAGGAUGACUCGAGCGACGAUGACUAUGAAGACUCGGACUCGAAUGCAGAGGACUACUAUCAGAACGACUAUCCUGAAGACGAGCUUAGCGACGGCGCGCAUCCAUACGAGCUUUCGACUGAUGAUGAUGAUGAGGAAUACAUAUACUAG